Cimex lectularius (bed bug) is the source of this 1691-nucleotide messenger RNA. Its product is annotated as glycine-rich cell wall structural protein-like. The transcript is spliced from 3 exons. The record is from RefSeq and is a predicted model, not a curated record. NCBI's taxonomy places the organism in Eukaryota, Metazoa, Arthropoda, Insecta, Hemiptera, Cimicidae. Bases 3 to 1478 code for a protein of 491 amino acids.
CAAUGGGAGCCAACCUAAGAAAUACAGUCUACAAUAUUAUACGCUUCAUAGCGCUGGUUUCGCUUUCGACAACUAAUGCUUUGCAUAAUGAAUUAUUUGAACGGAAAAUAUUAAACUCGGACGUUGUUAAAACUGGAAGCAGUCCCAGCAUUAUGAUGUCUGAUGCAAUUGCAACGGAAAAGUCCAAUGCAAUGAAAGCGGCAUUAACUUCUGCACCUGCCGAUAGUCGUACAGAACAUCUGCACAAUUUAAUUAAACUUCACUACCAGCCAACAGAUUCUUUGUGGGAGUCUUCCAAGAAGAGUAGUGAAUCCAGUGUCAAUCGCCCUGUUAAUAAACCAGUGGAAUUGACAAAUCAACCAAUUGAAACAAAUAAUUGGGAGUUCAGAUCUAAACGCCAGACGGAGGGCUUGGGAACUCAAACUGGAUAUAAAGCGUCUGUAGGCUAUGAAACUAGUGGAGUAGCAGGGGUCGAUGGCACCUAUUUGUAUUCAAUACGACCGAAACGACAAAGCAGUGAUGUUGGUAGAUUUGGCGGAGAACCUGGUUUUGGAGUAGAUGGAGGCGUUGGAGGCCAAGCUGGAGGAAAACAAUUACACACAGUACGUGAAAAACAACAAAGCAGUGGUUUGGGAGCAAAUGCUGGUUUUGGAAUAGAUGGAGGCGUUGGAGGCCGAGCUGGAGGAAAACAAUUGCAAACAGUACGUGACAAACGACAAAGCAAUGGUUUCGGCGGAGCGCAAACUGGAUUUGGUGGACAAGCUAGUUUUGAAGAACGUGCAGGCGCUGGAGCUGGUGGAAAACAAUUACAAACAGUGCUUCAAAAACUACAAAGCAGUGGUUUCGGAGCAAAUGCUGGUUUUGGCGUAGGUGGGGGCGCUGGAGCUGGAGCUGAACGGAAACCGUUAAGAACAGAACGAGCAAAACAGCAAAGCAAUGGUUUCGACGGAGCGCAGAUUGGAUUUGGUGGAGAAGCCAGAUUUGAAGUAAGUGGAGGGGCUGCAGCUGGAAAUGAAGGGAACCUGUUAAGAACAGAACGAGCAAAACAACAAAACAAUGGUUUCGACGGAGCGCAGACUGGAUUUGGUGGAGAAGCCAGUUUUGAAGUAAGUAGAGGGACUGCAGCUGGAGCUGAAGGGAAACCGUUACGAACUGAACGUGCAAAACGACAAAGGAAUGAUUUUGGCGAAGUGCAGACCGGAUUUGGUGGAGAAGCUAAUUUUGAAGUAGGUAGAGAGGCUGAGGGUGGAGCUGGAGGAAAACAAUUGCAAACAGUACGUGAAAAACGACAAAGCAGUGGUUUCGGAACUCAAACUGGUUUCGGAGCUAAUGCUGGUUUUGGAAUUGGUGCUGGAGUCGGUGGGGCAUCUGGAACCUCAGAACAGACUUAUAGAAGAGGGGCUGGUUUUGGAGCGCAAGGUGGUUUUGGCGCAUCAGUUGGUUUUGGGGCUGGCGGAGGCACCCGAGGUUCCGGUUAGUCCUUCAAUACACAACAAAAAACAAACAUGUUCUAUUAGUUAAACCGAUAAUGCAAAGAUUAAUGCAUGUUGCUGUUGCACCACCUAUCAUCUGUACAUGUACAUAUUCAUCAGUCAAUAUUUCUGUUUUUUUUUUUUUUUAAUACACUGUUUUCGUGUAAUUGAUAAAUAACAUAUAAAUAAUAAACUCGUAUUACUUACAUCUUCCACACC